Panicum hallii is the source of this 2193-nucleotide messenger RNA. RefSeq names its product E3 ubiquitin-protein ligase At1g63170-like. NCBI's taxonomy places the organism in Eukaryota, Viridiplantae, Streptophyta, Magnoliopsida, Poales, Poaceae. The record is from RefSeq and is a predicted model, not a curated record. Bases 578 to 1798 code for a protein of 406 amino acids. The transcript is spliced from 5 exons.
GUCGUCACCGCACCAACCCAUCCCAACCCCUCCCCACUCCUCCCCCGCUCCACCCCACCACACCACAGGCGAGGGCGACUCCUUCCUCGCAGCAGCUGCCCGCCCCGACCCCGAUCGCCACGCCUUUUCUCGCCGCGGCGCGUGCGCAGUAUCCGCGGACCCGGCCGGCCUCUCUGUGGGGGCGCAUCUGGUGGCUGGCUACCUCGCCAGGCUAGGGUUGGGUGGUCCUCUUCUACCUUCGUAUCACGCGAGCAGGCUCCGGGCGCGCGUCAUCGUCUCUCGCUCUCCGGUUGCCACCGUGUGCUUCCCGCGCGAGCUUCCACGUGCCACGGGAGGGCCGCUGCCGCCGCUCCGUCCACCCGAGGAUUAUCCGGCAGAACAACUAUCUUGGAGAUCUAUGCCUAAAGGGUCAUUUGAAGUCUGGAAGUUUCUGUUGAAGUGUACAUAGAAAUAUUUCCUGACUUUUGUGGAAGACUGAAGAGCUUCUAAAUGUGAAACUUUCCUCUUUUUAUUGGUUACUCCUGGAUGCUAUUGAACUCGCCCUCUCACGUUACUUGAAGCUCAAGGUCGUACUGGUAUGAACACUUCAAGGAUGGAACAAGCAACAGGUGUAAGUGGUCCUGAACACAUAAUUGAUAUUCCGAGGGACACUGGUUCUUCCGCUUCUGUUUCUCGCAGUGUGGAUAGAGAGAACCAUGAAGAACUGAAUCCUGUGGACAGGCCUUCAACUAGAGCUCUAGUACCUGCCCUGCAGGCACCAUCAGCAAUAGGUGCUGUACCUAGUGCAGGGCAGACUUCAGGCACUAGGAGAAGUGAUAACUAUGUUCGCCGGCACAGAAGCCCUUUGAAUUCUGGACUGUGGAUUUCAAUUGAAGUUAUUGUCAACGUGAGCCAGAUUGUAGCUGCUAUUGUUGUUCUCUGUCUGUCAAGAAAGGAGCAUCCACAAGCUCCAUUACUUGAGUGGGUCAUAGGUUAUACAGUUGGUUGUUUUGCAACGUUACCCCAUCUCUAUUGGCGCUAUAUACACCGUAAUAUUGUAAAUGGUGAGCAUGAGCCAGCACACGCUCCACAAGGGUCCUCUCAUAACAACUCAACUGAAGCCACUCAUGCAGCAAGUGCAUCAGAACGUCGUAGGAAUGCUGCACGAAAUGCGGUGCUUGCUAAUCCCAGGAUUAAUGCACUGUUUGACCACUUCAAGAUGGCCCUGGAUUGUUUCUUUGCUGUAUGGUUCGUUGUUGGAAAUGUGUGGAUAUUCGGUGGACGUUCUUCUGCUGCUGAUGCUCCAAACUUGUACAGGUUAUGUAUUGUUUUCCUCACUUUUAGUUGCAUUGGGUAUGCCAUGCCGUUCAUCCUCUGCGCAAUGAUAUGCUGCUGCCUUCCCUGCAUUAUAUCUGUUAUGGGUUUUAGAGAAGAUACAAACAACACAAGGGGGGCUACUUCGGAAUCUAUCAAUGCUUUGCCUACAUAUAAAUUCAAAACAAAGAAACGCCGCCAUGGUUCAGGAAGUGAAGCUGAAGGCCAAGAAGGUGGGGUAGUGGCCGCAGGGACUGAGAAGGAGCGGUCACUUUCUGCUGAAGACGCUGUUUGCUGCAUCUGUCUUGCCAAGUAUGCACACAAUGAUGAGCUUCGUGAACUCCCAUGCUCACAUUGUUUCCACAAGGAUUGUGUUGAUAAAUGGCUCAAGAUAAAUGCACUUUGCCCUUUGUGCAAAUAUGAGAUAGCGAGCUCAUCCAGCACUUCUGAUACACGUCAAUCAGACCAGAAUGCUAUUCCGGUGCAGGAGAUUGAAAUGCAUUAGGUUGGUCUGCUCUCCCUCAUUACACAAGAAUACCGCUGUUUGGGGUUCCCUGCCUUCAUGUAUAAAGUUGGAGAUUGAUGUAUGGAUUGUAGUGACUCCUAGGGUUCGUUUUAUCAUUGUUAUCUUGGAGAUGUUACAGCUCUUCUCGCUGUCACCCAACAGUGCCCAAGCCAAUACUACCCAGGUUUCCAUCAGCAUGUAUUGUACCUUGUUCUGUUUUGAAUGACACUGGAUGGCUACUUAGUAGCGCAAAAGAGGCAGGCCAGGUCCAGGUACAUAGAUGAUCCGUUAACUGCGUGAUCCUAGUCAACUUUGCUGUAUUUCAUUCGUGAAACUGAAGUUUACGAUAUUCAGUUGAUGACUAUAAAAAUCUGGUAAAAACCUGUUCCACUUGU